Messenger RNA from Charadrius vociferus (killdeer), 2799 nucleotides. It is a transcript of the gene NR3C1, whose product is annotated as nuclear receptor subfamily 3, group C, member 1 (glucocorticoid receptor). The record is from RefSeq and is a predicted model, not a curated record. The transcript has 8 exons. Gene Ontology annotation, molecular function: zinc ion binding; sequence-specific DNA binding; nuclear glucocorticoid receptor activity. Lineage: Eukaryota; Metazoa; Chordata; Aves; Charadriiformes; Charadriidae. Gene Ontology annotation, cellular component: nucleus. Gene Ontology annotation, biological process: nuclear receptor-mediated glucocorticoid signaling pathway; regulation of DNA-templated transcription. The coding region runs from base 6 to 2327 and encodes 773 amino acids.
AAGUAAUGGAUUCCAAAGAAUUGCUUAACUCGUCAGAUCAAGACGAAACAAGGAAAAAUGCGCUCAUCAGUACCAAAGGAGGGAUUGUGAUGGACUUUCAUCCACCCUUCAGGGGUGGAGCUACUGUACAAGCCCCUGUGUCUUCAUCUCCUCUCCCCGCGUCUUCUCAGUCGGAUUCCAAUCAGCAACCUGCUUUGGCUGACUUUUCAAAAGGAUUAGUAAACAAUGUGCCUCAGCCAGACCUUUCCAAGGCAGUGUCGCUCUCGAUGGGACUGUACAUGGGUGAAACAGACGCAAAAGUGAUGGGAAACGACCUUGGAUUUUCGCAGCAGGGCCAAAUCGGCAUCUCUUCUGGAGAAACGGACUUCAGGCUCCUGGAAGAAAGUAUUGCGAGCUUGAACAAGUCCUCAAGCCUUGCUGACGACACAAAGGGAGCAAUAUCUUCCGAGGUGUCGCUUGAGCCGGAUUUCCCAGGCAUGGCUGGCCGCAACGUCCCUUUAGAGUCAGGAACUGCAGUCCAAAGCCAGGUUGGCUCGAAUGGUGGCAACUUGAAAUUAUUCUCUGAAGACCAAAGCACCCUGGACAUUCUCCAGGAUUUAGAAUUGCCGCCGGUAUCGCCUGGCAAAGAACCCAAUGGGAGCCCGUGGAGGCUUGACCCGUUGCUAGAUGACGGUGGCUUGCUGUCCCCUAUAUCUGCAGAUGAUGCAUUUCUCCUGGAAGGAAAUCUUGGUGAAGACUGCAAGCCUCCUAUUUUAUCUGACACUAAACCUAAAAUUAAUGACCGUGGUGACCUUUUACCCAGUUCCAAAAUGCCAAUGCCUCAAGUGAAAACAGAAAAGGAAGACUUCAUUGAACUCUGUACUCCUGGCAUAAAGCAAGAAAACAUGGGCCCAAUUUAUUGUCAGGCAAACUUCUCUGGGUCUAAUCUGCUGGGUACUAAAGUCUCUGCCAUAUCUAUCCAUGGUGUCAGUACCUCUGGGGGACAGAUGUAUCACUAUGAUUUAAAUACUGCAUCGCUCUCUCAGCAGCAGGAUCAGAAACCAAUUUUUAAUAUCAUUCCGUCUCUUCCUGCCGGUUCAGAAAAUUGGAAUAGGUGCCAGGGAUCAGGGGAUGAGACGUUAGCUCCGUUGGGAACGCUCAACCUUUCUGGCAGACCUGCUUUCUCUAAUGGCUAUUCAAGCCCUGGAAUAAGAUCAGAUGUAAGCUCUUCUCCAUCCACAACCUCAGCAACGACGGGACCACCUCCCAAGCUUUGUCUUGUCUGCUCUGAUGAGGCCUCCGGGUGUCAUUAUGGUGUUCUUACUUGUGGCAGCUGCAAAGUGUUCUUCAAAAGAGCUGUGGAGGGGCAGCACAACUAUCUGUGCGCUGGGAGAAACGAUUGCAUUAUUGACAAAAUUCGGAGGAAAAACUGUCCAGCGUGCCGCUACCGGAAAUGUCUUCAAGCUGGCAUGAACCUCGAAGCUCGAAAAACAAAGAAGAAGAUAAAAGGAAUCCAGCAGACCAGCGCAACGGGAACGCGGGAUGGUUCUGAAACGCCUGGAAACAAGAGCAUCGUUCCCGCCUCCCUGCCGCAGCUGACCCCGACCCUGGUGUCCCUGCUGGAGGUGAUCGAGCCCGAGGUGCUGUACUCGGGCUACGACAGCACCCUGCCCGACUCCAGCUGGCGGAUACUCUCCACUCUCAACAUGCUGGGAGGGCGGCAAGUGGUGGCUGCGGUCAAGUGGGCUAAGGCAAUACCAGGUUUCCGAAAUUUACAUCUGGAUGACCAAAUGACCCUUCUGCAGUACUCAUGGAUGUUCCUAAUGGCUUUUGCCUUAGGAUGGAGAUCAUACAAACAAUCCAAUGGAAAUCUCCUGUGCUUUGCACCAGACCUGAUCAUUAACGAGCAGAGGAUGAAUCUACCGUGUAUGUAUGAACAGUGCAAGCAUAUGCUUAUGGUCGCUCGAGAGCUAUCGCGGCUUCAAGUCUCAUAUGAAGAGUAUCUCUGCAUGAAGACCUUGCUUCUCCUCUCUACAAUUCCUAAGGAAGGCCUGAAGAGUCAAUCUCUGUUUGAAGAAAUCCGUAUGACAUACAUUAAAGAGCUGGGAAAGGCCAUAGUGAAGAGAGAAGGGAACUCAAGCCAGAACUGGCAGCGAUUUUAUCAACUGACUAAACUGUUGGACUCUAUGCAUGAUGUGGUUGAAAAUCUUCUGAGCUUUUGCUUCCAGACAUUUUUGGAUAAAUCCAUGAGUAUUGAGUUCCCAGAAAUGUUGGCAGAAAUCAUCAGCAAUCAGAUACCAAAAUAUUCAAAUGGAAAUAUCAAGAAGCUCUUGUUUCAUCAAAAGUGACUGCCUUAAUACAAAAGGGUUGCCUUAAGAAAACGUCAAAUGAUAGCUUUUUUUUUGUAAAGAAAAAACCUACAGAACUUGUUAAUUUUGUCCUUGCAGCGGUGUUUCUUUUGUAAUUAUGCACUACAUGUGGUUUACAGAGGGCCAAGAUUUAGGCUAUAGAAGCAGCGGAUUUCUCACAUUUGGUAAAUAAUUGGGGAGAAAGGAAAGGAAAGGAAAUCUUAUUUGUCAGAAAUUAUAUCUCUCCCCUCGUGCAACAUCCAUGGAUGCAUCAAAACCACCGGUGACAAGAUCUGAGGCUGUGUUACGAACAUUCUGCUAAUUAAUUUCUGCAGUUGGCUGGAGACAAUUUUCUAGGCUUUUUUUUUUUAGUAAAGUGUUUUGGAUUUUUUUUUUUUUAAAGUUAAGGUAGCAUUUUGGUUUAUGCAUGUAACCUGAAGAAAGUUUACAAGUGUAUAUCAGAAAAGGGAAG